CCCCGACCUCGGCAGGGUUUUUAAACACUAUCUUUAAUUAAACAGUACAGUGGACGAUGGGAGUAGCAGCCAUGCCCAGCGGAUGCAGCAUCAGAGCAAUCUGGAUUCUCAACAACCUCGACGCCGUCGUUUUCUCCCGGAGAUUUCCGGUGGUAGAGAAACGUUGGCGAGCUGCUUGCAACACCGCUAGUGAAAACGAUCAAGUGUUCUCUUCCUUACCCACUGACUCUGACCUUGCUGAUGCUUUUGUCGACAGGAAACAUCGGGAUGGAUCUGCACAAGGGUUUGGCUUACGCAAAAGUCAAUCAUCUCCGGGAUCAGAUUCUUGGGUUGAUGAUCCCAUUACUCGUCAUAUGAUAGGUCUUUACAUUAACAAAGAAGAGGAGGAACAUAAGAAUCUUUUGUGGCCUUUAAUCUUGCACAUAAAGGGUAAUUACAGCAUACUUGUUCUGCCAUUGGUUGAGCCUAAGCAUUUAAAGGCGUAUGCAAGGUUAUGUAAAAGACCUGAUUGUGGAAGUGCUCUUGGUCUGGAUGAUGGUUUGUCUUCCCUCUUACUGGAUCUACCAUCGAUAACAGGGGCAUUUAUGAUAGCACGUGCCAUUGGUGACAUAAUUACUGGCGACACAGUAGAACCUGAAGUGAUUGUAAAUGCAGGUCCCUCUGUUGGAGGGCUGUUUGAUUCACUAACUGGUAGUAUAGGCAUCUCUACCAGGGCGAAACCUGUAGCUCCAUCAGUUGCUUCUUCCUCCCCUUCGAGUGCAUCUGUACCAGGAUCAGUUACAGCAGAUACUCCAAAAAUUGGGUCUAGGCCUUUGGAUAAAGAUGCACUCAGAACAUUUAUCAGUAGUUCAAUGCCGUUUGGCACACCCUUGGACCUUAAUUAUUCCAAUAUUUUUACUAUCAAGGUCAAUGGCUUUUCUGCAUCAGAUUUGCCUCCUGCAGACCAGAAGCAACCAGCUUGGAAGCCAUAUCUAUACAAAGGAAAGCAGAGAAUGCUGUUUACAAUUCAUGAGAUUGUUCAUGCAGCUCUGUACGAUAGAGAUGAGAUUCCAGAUACUAUAUCAGUUUCUGGUCAAAUAAAUUGUCGAGCUGAUCUGGAAGGGUUGCCAGAUGUGUCAUUUCCCUUGGCAGGAUUGAACACAGCAAACCUUGAGGUUUCAUCAUAUCAUCCUUGUGCUCAAGUUUCAGAUCAAGGUUUGGAUAAGCAGGGUGUGAUGUUUUCUCCACCAUUAGGUAAUUUUGCGUUGAUGCGUUAUCAGGCAACUUGUGCCCUUGGACCUCCUGUAAAAGGAUUCUAUCAGUUGUCAAUGGUUUCUGAGGAUAAAGGUGCAUUUUUAUUCAAGUUGCAUCUAAUGGAAGGUUAUAAGGCUCCUUUGACAAUGGAGUUCUGUACUGUUACUAUGCCCUUUCCUAGGAGGAGGAUUAUAUCUUUGGAUGGGACUCCUUCCGUGGGAACAGUUUCAACUUCAGAGCACUCUGUUGAAUGGAAAAUUGUGACAAGUGGACGGGGACUGACAGGAAAAAGUAUUGAAGUGACUUUCCCAGGAACUGUCAAGUUUGCACCAUGGCAAAUCCAAAGGAUGUCUUCCUCUAGGUCAUCCUUUGGAAUCGUUGAUGAUGAGGAUAGUGAUAAUGAGGCAGAAAAUGCUGGAAACAUGGUUAAUGAAGAACAUUUAAUGGAGAAAAUGAACAAGGAUCUUCCUCCAGUUGAUCUAGAAGAGCCAUUUUGCUGGCAGGCAUACAAUUAUGCUAAAGUAUCGUUCAAGAUUGUUGGGGCAUCAGUAUCUGGAAUUGCCGUUGAUCCUAAAACUGUGAGCAUCUAUCCAGCUGUAAAAGCACCUGUAGAGUUUUCAACCCAGGUUACUUCUGGGGACUAUAUUUUGUGGAAUACUCUUGGUAAGUGUCCACAUGUUGCGGCUGUAAAGGUGUAAGUAUGAAUUGUCACUGGUGGAUAUCUGAAUGUCGCGGACACCAUGAGAUGUGUGAUGGAAACUAUGAAAUGAUCUUUUAUAUUUCUUUGCUGAGUUGUGGGGAGACACAGACGAUUGAAUCCUGCUAACGAGUGUCAAAUGAGAAAGAAAUAAAUACUUUUUGAUUUGUGAAUAUAUUAAAUUUUUUAUUUUUAUUUAAUAGAGUUUAUAUUUUUUUCCUUAACCAGUACCUUAAUAGCAAACGCUGGCAAAUUCAUUUUUAUUAUUUCAUUUGAGGCAUUUAUGUUUCUAACUUUGGAGAUGAAAUUUAAGUGUGCAAGUGGGAGUCUCAUGUUAGCUAAAAAUGAAUCAAGUAAAGAUAAUACAAAUGGAAAUGAUUCGUAAACACACUGCUUUAAAAAUUUUGGGUUUAGAUAUAGUGUUAAAUUUAUUUAUUUUGGUAGGGUUUCUAGGUAAACCAGGAGACAAAAUAUUAUGAGAAUUUUGUGUUGAUGGUAGAGAGAACAUGUGAGAUAUUAAAGAGAACGUUUGGGGAUCAAAUGUUUUUUUUUGUUUUUAUUAGUUAUUUAGGUUAUAUCUUAUAUGAUUAAUCUUCUUAACAGUCAAAUUUCAAUCAACAAUAAAUUGAGUGUGUCUUGCACUCAUGCUAACACAUCCAAUGAACAAAAACAAU
Molecule: messenger RNA, 2604 nt
Organism: Gastrolobium bilobum
Lineage: Eukaryota; Viridiplantae; Streptophyta; Magnoliopsida; Fabales; Fabaceae
Product: AP-5 complex subunit mu
Exons: 8
Coding region: 57-1931 (624 amino acids)
Biological process (GO): endosomal transport
Cellular component (GO): lysosome; late endosome; cytosol
Source: RefSeq, a predicted model, not a curated record